Molecule: messenger RNA, 1518 nt
Organism: Scaptodrosophila lebanonensis
Lineage: Eukaryota; Metazoa; Arthropoda; Insecta; Diptera; Drosophilidae
Product: coiled-coil domain-containing protein 28B
Exons: 4
Coding region: 82-990 (302 amino acids)
Source: RefSeq, a predicted model, not a curated record
CAAAUCAGUGAAAAUAAAAACAAAGCAUAGUAAAAUUGCUUAAAACUAUUUGGUUAGUCAACUUGCUAUAAAUAAUACAGCAUGGAGCCCAAUGAUGAAGUGGUAGAACGCCAGAAACUAGUGCCAAACGAUGUGGAAACCGAGGAAGAAGCACAAAGUGCGCCCAAAUCAGCUCAAACCCCCGCCUCUGCCUCACCAUCUCCAGUUGCGGUGCCAAAGAUCAAUAUAAAGGGCGUAUCCAGCGGAGAAACUACACGAAGCCGUAAUUCAGCUUCCUGCUCUAUUGAGCGCACCAUAUCAGAAAAGGGACAGCCGCCAAAUGCAGCCAAAGUGACGUAUGUAAAUGAACGACGACCGCGCCCACAAGCGGGUGGCGUUAGUGGCAGCGGCGCCGGGGAUGAGCGUUUCGAGUUCAAAACAAGACCGCGAAAGCUUCUCAAAGAUGAUCAAAACAGUGAGCACAGUUUAAAUAGCAUAACACUUGUGAGCAGUGAAUGGCUGGCCCCUCAUCCCAGCAAGGACGAGCAAGACAGCCACCACAACAACAACAAUAACAACAACAGCACAAAAACUAACAACAACAACAACACAAACACGAACAAUAACACCCCACGCAAGCCGCCCAUGCAAAACGCCAGCAUCCACAGCGACAAAUUCGACGAUCGUCCGAUUAAACAUCAUUCCUUUGUCUCUGAAGUGCCCGACGUGAAGCACAUGGAACGCGCACUGUUAGGAUUACUCGAUGAUUUUCAUUCGGGCAAGCUGAAGGCUUUCGGUUCUGGCUGUACGAUGGAUCAAAUGACGAAAAUACGCGAGCAACAGGAAAGCCUUGCCAAAUUGCAUUUCGAACUAGCCGCUGCCGAUGAGGAGGAGCAUGGCACUGAGUUAAACGCCACCAAAGCACAGGAAAACAUGCUUCAGCUGAUGCAACGUCUGGAGCAACUAUCCAUCUCCAUUGAACAGCUGCAAACCAGCCAUACGGGUCUCUGAGAUUUGGGGUUCCUGCACGCAGCAACGCUCUGCGAUCGUCUGCUGCUGCUCUGAUAUGACAUAUAAAGCCAUGUGCAAGAACUAACUGGGCAACACAUUUCAGUUAUUGACACUGACGGAAUGGUGAUAUGCGUGCUUCUUGGUUAGGCUACUUUUACACGAGAGUUUUUAAUUUGUAUGAGGAUUUUAAAAUGAGUUUUAUGUAGAACUUGUGUAAAUAUUUAUUAAGUUAUGUGUUAAUAAGUACAUAUAUGUAGUAGUAUUUUAUAAGCUUCUUAUAACAUGACAAAAACAACAUUAUUUAGCCAACUCGAAGUGAUUGUAUAACAUUUUAGAGUAAUAGACCACGUGCUCAGUUAAGUUAGAGAUGUUAAAAAACACAACAAAACUGAACACUAUAUGUAUGUAAAACUUUUGCAGCAUUAGACAUUUAUAGGAUGUUUAACUAAAUAUUGUUUGUUAUAGUUAUUUGCAAUAUAAAUUCAUUAAAAAUUAUCAUUUAUAAAAUAAAAAAUGUUGAAAAAUGUA